Messenger RNA from Ipomoea nil (Japanese morning glory), 1962 nucleotides. Its product is annotated as dynamin-related protein 4C-like. NCBI's taxonomy places the organism in Eukaryota, Viridiplantae, Streptophyta, Magnoliopsida, Solanales, Convolvulaceae. Bases 52 to 1962 code for a protein of 636 amino acids. The record is from RefSeq and is a predicted model, not a curated record. The transcript has 2 exons. Gene Ontology annotation, cellular component: membrane; cytoplasm; microtubule. Gene Ontology annotation, molecular function: GTP binding; GTPase activity; microtubule binding.
ACUGCCUAAGCAUUUUCUUCCUGUUCUUACAUUAAUAGCAUUACUGUUAUCAUGGUUCUGAUAUGUAGACAAUCUCCUAUGGAAGCACCAAUUGUUUCGUCAUAUAACGACAAGAUCAGACCUUUACUAGAUUGUAUCGAUAAGCUCCGACACCUUAAGAUCAUGCAGGAGGGAAUCCAGCUUCCCACCAUCGUGGUCGUCGGCGACCAGUCAUCGGGAAAGUCUAGCGUUCUCGAGUCCCUUGCCGGAAUCAGCCUGCCGAGAGGGCAGGGCAUAUGUACAAGGGUUCCUCUAAUCAUGCGCCUCAAGAAUGUCCCGAAUCUUGGCCAGCCUGAGCUCCAUUUGGAGUUCAAUGGAAAAACCGUCCCGACUGAUGAAGAAAGUGUUGCAGAGGCUAUCGUGCUUGCUACUGAGGAGGUUGCCGGCCGGGGAAAGGGGAUUUCUCACGCCCCUUUAACGUUGACAGUGAAAAAGUGCGGUGUUCCUGAUUUAACAAUGGUGGAUUUGCCUGGAAUUACUAGGGUGCCGGUUCACGGCCAGCCCGAGGAUAUCUACGAACAAAUCUCCAACAUUAUCAUGGAGUAUAUUACUCCCGAAGAGAGCAUAAUCCUUAAUGUUCUGUCGGCUAGCGUGGAUUUUUCUACAUGUGAAUCUAUCCGUAUGUCCCAGAAAGUGGAUAAAACAGGAGAGAGAACACUUGCGGUGAAGGUAUCAGCCGAUGAUGUUCACAUCGGGCUCGGUUACGUUUGUGUCCGAAACCGAAUCGGCGAAGAGUCCUAUGAAGAAGCGAGAAUGGAAGAGGCAAAGCUAUUCCAGAGUCAUCCUUUCCUUUCCAAGAUUGAAAAGUCCAUGGUGUCCAUUCCUGUACUGGCGCAGAAAUUGGUGAGGAUCCAAGCCAAUAUUAUCUCGAAAUGUUUGCCUGAAAUUGUCCGGAAAAUCAAUGAUAAGCUGACAGCCAACAUGGCUGAUUUGAACAGACUGCCCAAGAAUCUAAGCACGGUGGCUGAAGCCUUGACGACAUUCUUGCGGAUUAUCAGCUCAGCCAAGGAGUCGCUUAGAAAAAUUCUUGUUAGAGGUGAGUUUGAUGAGUACCCUGAUGAGGAAGAAAUGCAUUGCAAGGCACGAUUAGUGGAAAUGCUAGAUGAGUAUGCGGAAGAUUUGCGCGUAUCUUUUGAUAGCAAUAAUUUCUUAAUGGAAGAAAUUUUGGCCUUGGAAGAGACAAAAGAGAUUAGUUUGCCCAAUUUUCUUCCCCGUAGAGUGUUCCUUAGCAUUCUGCACAAAAGGGUUAAGGCAAUAUCUACAAGGCCAGAAGAUUUUGUGGCCAAGUUGUGGGACUAUAUUGAGAAGAUGGUGGUUAGGGUUUGGAAGGAAUAUGCAGAAAGUUAUCCACAGCUUCUGUCUUCCAUGAAGCGAGCUUCCCAGAAUUUGAUUGCGAAGAUGAAGCAGAAGUCUGUUGAUUGGGUGCAGGAAAUAAUCGGAAUGGAAAUGAUGGCGGAUUACUCUUGCAAUCCAGAAUACUCAGCAACAUGGAGUAAACUGAUGGUGAAGCAAGGAGAGUUGAUGGAGCGUUUGAAUGACAGCUCCAAGGGGUCUAAGUUAAAUAUUGACGGCAACAAAAUUGAAAUCAGCCAUCUAAGGGGUUUUGGUAGCGAUGCUGUUUGUAAAGCGUUUGAUAUGAGGAUGAGAAUUAUUGCGUAUUGGAAGAUUGUUCUGAUGAGGCUGGUUGACUCCAUGGCGUUGCAUGUUCUUUAUAGCAUUCAAACGCUGGUUAAUAGAGAGUUGGAGGAAGAAGUUGUGGGUGAUCUGAUGGCGCCUCACGGCGGAGGGAUUGAGAGGAUGUUGGGGGAGUCGCAGGUGGUCGCGGAGAAGCGUUAUCGGUUGAGCAAGAGUGUCAAGCUGCUCAUGGAAUCUAAGGAUGUUGUUGCCAACAUCAUGGACAGAAUUGUAUUGGCAGAUGGAUAA